This is a messenger RNA of Neolamprologus brichardi, 1846 nucleotides long. RefSeq names its product LRAT domain containing 1 (gene lratd1). The record is from RefSeq and is a predicted model, not a curated record. NCBI's taxonomy places the organism in Eukaryota, Metazoa, Chordata, Actinopteri, Cichliformes, Cichlidae. Gene Ontology annotation, biological process: cell morphogenesis; cell motility.
ACAGCCGGACCGCACAGUGAGCGGUGCGAAGAGUAAGGAAUAAGAGUGAGAAGAAAGGGAAAAGGAACAAAAAGAAAGAAGGAGAGCAGGGGACUGCGCGGCCCUCUGUACUAAUGGACCACAAGGAUAUUUAACCGCUUGCCCUGGGAGCGCACAGACACCGCAGUCCAUGCCUCUCCCUUGCCAGGUCAUUGAUGGGAAAUCAACUGGAUCGGAUCACCCACCUCAACUACAGCGAACUGCCCACGGGGGAUCCGUCCGGGCUGGAGAAGGACGAGCUUCGAGUCGGCGUCGCCUACUUCUUCUCUGACGAAGAGGAGGAGGUGGACGACCGCACUCCGUCUGACUGCGGAUUCACCAAGGACCACAGCCCGACCGAGGAGGGACCCUUAUCGGUCAGCGAGGUGGAGUACUCGGCUUUCUGCUCCCAGGAAUGCAUCUUCUCCAAGCUGCGGGAGAACGAGGACUUGAAUGUGUACUCGGCCAAAACUUUGCUGACUAUGUGCAAACCGGGGGACCUGCUGGAGCUGGUGGCCACCGCGCAAGCCCCCCACUGGGUCAUCUUCGAGCAGGACGACCAAAUCAUUCAUCUGCACAAGGGCGAAAUCCGCAAAGACAGCCUGCUUGAGAUCAGCAACGGCCGCCACGGGAGAAUAGUCAAUAAUCGUUACCGCUAUCGGCCGCUACCCCCUGACCUAGUGAUGCAGAACGCAGCGGGACACGUGGGCCUGAACAGCGAGGAGAUAUGCUGGACCAACUCGGAAAGUUUCGCUGCCUGGUGCCGCUUUGGGAAACGGGAGUUCAAAGCCGGGGGAGAAGCGCACUCAGCGGAGCAGCAGUACUUCCUCAAAGUGCAUCUGUCCGGCAGCGAGGUGCACACUCUGGUCUUUCGCAGCCUGGAGGACAUGAUCCGGGAGAGAAGGCGAGUAGACGCCAGUGGAAUUCUCAAAGAGCUCUCUCUGGUUAACGGGGGCAAGGAGUGAUCAGGGAUUCCGUUUGAUAUCGUCUCCUCCACCCGCCCUCCCUGCCUCCUCUUUGCCAAAGCGCACGGACGCACACUUUUGCGCACACAAUAACGUACUGGCACACAAGCACACGGACGCACACGUGCAAGGACCUGUUGGUGUUGGACUGUCUGUUUGUCACGGAUGGGGCCUGGGUUUUAUUUCUUUUCUUUUUUUUUCUGGACCAAAGGCGCCCUGUGGAAUUUCCAUCAAAAUACAGUGUUGAGAGAAAAGAGAGCGCGGCCAUAUAAACAGACAACGCCCAUUCUGGUUAGAAUUCGUGCUGAGUGGGACACACGAUUUCUAAGAAACUCAUUGUUCCCGAUAAGCGAAAUCACCUUUACAACCCCUCCCCACAUUGCGCACACGGCUCGGUUUGGUUUCUGUUUAAUUUCUCGGGAUAAUGGAAUUGGCCCCUUCUGUAUAUAGGGUGCCUGCUGCAGCAGACCAGACGGUGAGACCGGCAGAAGGAGAGGGAGGGAGGGAGGGGUUGAAAGAUAGGAUUUGGGAUGGCUCUCGAGAAGUCUCCCUUCUAUUUUUUUACUGUUAGCUUUAAAACCUGGACAAACAACGACAUAGAUUCAAGCCACAAAUUCACAGACAGUCCUAGCUGAUUACGCAGUUGCCUAAACAAAACAUUUUGGCUUGACCAAGCUCCCCUGUUGCCAUAUCAAAAGUAUUGUCAUUUUCACAAUGCUGUCAUCCUGCUCCACAGCACUGGAUGUAUGUGUAAAUUGUGUUCAUAUACUGAUUUCGAUUUGAGUCCCUUAUUUUUGUAUUUCAGUUUAGUGGAUUUAACCCUGAUCUCUCUUUUUUUUUUUUUUUUUUUUUGAUUCAAAUAA